Messenger RNA from Zootoca vivipara (common lizard), 1521 nucleotides. It is a transcript of the gene NOXO1, whose product is annotated as NADPH oxidase organizer 1. The record is from RefSeq and is a predicted model, not a curated record. NCBI's taxonomy places the organism in Eukaryota, Metazoa, Chordata, Lepidosauria, Squamata, Lacertidae. Gene Ontology annotation, cellular component: cytoplasm. Gene Ontology annotation, biological process: superoxide anion generation. Gene Ontology annotation, molecular function: phosphatidylinositol binding; superoxide-generating NADPH oxidase activator activity; protein binding.
CAGAUGGAGCAUCAUCCUCUGGGGGAGAUGAGCAGCGGCAGGUUUCCCGUGGAGGUGAAAGUAGUGGGCUUGCUGAAGCACAGAAAACAAAAGGUCUGGAUGCUUUUCGUCUCGUGGUCAGAUCAAAACAACAUUCUCAUCUACCGGGAGUUUGAAGAAUUUAAGAAACUCCAUAAAGUCUUGAAGAAAAAGUUCCCUAUUGAAAGUGGUCUCCUGAAGAAGUCCGACCGGACCAUCCCCAGGUUUCAAGAUGUAAAUGUGAUGCUGAAGAAGAACCAGAAGUUGAGCAGGUGCCGGGAGAGUCUGAUGUUGCUGGAGAUUUACUGUCAGGAGCUCCUGAAGACAAAAGCCAGGAUCUCCCAGGGAGAGGAUGUCAUCCAUUUUUUUGAAGCACAAAGCCGAGAUAUGGAUCCUUCUUUCCCAGAGAACAGCAUUGUGAUUUUGCCUUCUGAAAUGGGACCAGGGAAGAAAGAGACACCUUUGCCACCCAGCACAACCAUCACCCAGCCGGUCAUCUCCCAGAGUUAUAGGUGCAUUGAAGCCUAUGAGACCAAAGACACAAGCAACAGGCUCUUCAGAGCCACCAAGGGGGAAAUGCUUGAAGUCCUCACGAAAGACAGGACAGGAUGGUGGCUGGUGGAAAACCACUGGAAACAAAUUGCCUGGUUCCCAGCCCCGUACCUGGAGGAGACGGAGGAAGCAGCUGCCACUGAGGAGACAGAGGAGACAGGGAUGCUGUAUUAUGUCACACGGGCUUAUGAGGCCAAGAAGUCAGAUGAGCUGUCUGUGACGAUUGGGGUUGUGGUGGAAGUGCUGGAGAAAUCAGAUGAUGGAUGGUGGCUUGUUUGGUAUAAUGGGACUACAGGCUACGUCCCUUCCAUGUUCCUCCAGCCAUACAGAAACCCUCACAGCAAAUUCUUGGCUCUCGUCAAUAGCAGCCUGUGCUAUUCUAUGCCAAACCUAUCUCAAGCUACUAGUGCCUUGAGUAAGAGCUCCCCAAGCCAACAGAGAGGCUCCUGUGGGGGUGCUGCCCAGGUUCAUUCAACCAAUAGGAUGGUGGAAAUGCAAGAAGGCGACACCCCCCCAAGUAGAAGGAGAUCCCACUCUCUGAGUGUGUCUGUGGCCAUAGCCACAUCCGGGCUGGCAAGCGGGGUGGACUGCUUGUCUGACAGCUCAGGAAACGUGAGUGGACAGGGAUAUGACUGGCCCCAGAAUCCAGAGGUGAGGAACAGCACCUCUAUAGAGACCCUCCUCCUCUGUUCCUCAAGGAGUCAUGGCUGUCUCUCCCCGCCCCUAGAGAGCAAGCAUCGAAGCGACUCUGGCUUUGAGGAGCAACCGUUGGGCUCGUUUGAUACUUUGCUUCGCUCCUCAGUUUCUGAACCCCCUUCCGGUCAUCCAACGAUACCCCCACGCCCUCAGACCCAUGAAAUCCUCCAGAAUUGCACCACCAUCACCAGAAGAGCCCUGCAAGCGGCUCUGGCCAGGGCCAGCCCCACUGCAUCCUCUCAAGCCUGCCAAUGA